Messenger RNA from Equus quagga, 3411 nucleotides. RefSeq names its product alpha-L-iduronidase (gene IDUA). NCBI's taxonomy places the organism in Eukaryota, Metazoa, Chordata, Mammalia, Perissodactyla, Equidae. The record is from RefSeq and is a predicted model, not a curated record. Gene Ontology annotation, biological process: carbohydrate metabolic process. Bases 154 to 2088 code for a protein of 644 amino acids. The transcript has 14 exons. Gene Ontology annotation, molecular function: L-iduronidase activity; protein binding.
CGGAACCGGCAGUCGCGGCGCAGACCGACUCCCGGAGCGCGGAGCAGCGGAUGGACCUGCAGGGCUCCGGGGGGUCCGCGCUCCGGCCGUGCGCCCCCCCUCCGCGCCCCUGCGCCCGGACCCUGCGCCCCCGGCGCCCCCCGCGCCCCUGCUAUGUGCCCCUUGCGCCCCCGCACCACGCUGCUCACGCUUUUGGCCGCGCUGCUGAUCGCGCACCGCGCAGCCCUGGGCGAGGCUCCGUACUUGGUGCGCGUGGACGCGGCCCGUGUGGUGCGUCCCCUGCGGCCCUUCUGGAGGAGCACCGGCUUCUGUCCCCCACUGCCACACAGCCGGGCUGACCAGUAUGACCUUAGCUGGGACCAGAAGCUCAACCUGGCCUAUGUGGGCGCCAUCCCUCAUGGUGGCAUCGAGCAGGUGCGGACCCACUGGCUGCUGGACCUCAUCACGGCCAGGGGGUCGGCUGGAGAGGGCCUGAGCUACAACUUCACCCACCUGGACAGGUACCUGGACCUUCUCAGGGAGAACCAGCUCCUCCCCGGCUUUGAGCUGAUGGGCAGCCCGUCUGGACACUUUACCGACUUCGAGGACAAGCAGCAGGUUUUUGAGUGGAAGGACCUGGUCUCCCUCCUGGCCAGAAGAUACAUCGGUAGGUACGGACUUGCCCAUGUCUCCAAGUGGAACUUCGAGACGUGGAACGAGCCAGACCACCACGACUUUGACAACGUGUCCAUGACCAUGCAAGGCUUCUUGAACUACUACGAUGCCUGUUCCGAGGGCCUGCGAGUGGCCAGCCCAGCUCUGCGCCUGGGCGGCCCUGGCGACUCCUUCCACCCACCGCCGGCCUCCCCGUUGUGCUGGGCCCUCCUGGAGCACUGUCACCAUGGCUCCAACUUCUUCACUGGGGAGCUUGGUGUGCGGCUGGACUACAUUGCCCUGCACAAGAAGGGCGCAGGCAGCUCCAUCUACAUCCUGGAGCAGGAGAAGGCCACCGUGCGGCAGAUACAGCAGCUCUUCCCCAGGUUUGCCGACACCCCCAUUUACAAUGAUGAGGCAGACCCGCUCGUGGGCUGGUCCCUGCCGCAGCCGUGGAGGACCGACGUGACCUACGCAGCCAUGGUGGUGAAGGUCAUCGCGCAGCACCAGAACCUGCUGGUAGCCAACGACAGCUCCUCCAUCCGAUACGCGCUCCUGAGCAAUGACAACGCCUUCCUGAGCUACCACCCGCACCCCUUCUCGCAGCGCACGCUCACAGCGCGCUUUCAGGUCAACAACACCCGCCCACCCCACGUGCAGCUGCUGCGCAAGCCGGUGCUCACUGCCAUGGGGCUGCUGGCCCUGCUGGACCGUGAGCAGCUCUGGGCCGAGGUGUCGCAGGCGGGGGCGGUGCUGGACAGCAACCACACAGUGGGUGUCCUGGCAAGCGCGCACCGCCCUGCUGGCCCCGUGGACGCCUGGCGCGCCACGGUGCUGGUCUACGCGAGUGACGACACGCACGCCCAUGCCAACCGCAGCAUCGCCGUGACCCUGCGCCUGCACGGGGUGCCCCCGGGCCCGGGACUCGUCUACGUCACGCUCUACCUGGACAACCGGGUCUGCAGCCCACACAGCGAGUGGCAGCGCCUUGGCCGGCCAGUCUUUCCCUCCGCAGAGCAGUUCCGGCGCAUGCGCGCGGCCGAGGACCCGGUAGCCUCAGCGCCACGCCCCUUCCCUGCCGGCGGCCGCCUGACACUGCGCCCACAGCUCCCGCUGCCUUCGCUGUUGCUGGUGCACCUGUGCGCGCGCCCUGAGAAGCCGCCAGGCCAGGUGACCCAGCUCCGUGCUCUGCCCCUGACCCGCGGGCAGCUGCUUUUGGUCUGGUCGGAUGAGCACGUGGGCUCCAAGUGUCUGUGGACCUAUGAGAUCCAGUUCUCCCCAGAGGACAAGGGGUACACUCCCAUCAGCAGGAAGCCAUCAACUUUCAACCUUUUUGUGUUCAGCCCAGACACAGUUGUCGUCUCUGGCUUCUACCGGGUUCGAGCUGUGGACUACUGGGCCCGGCCAGGCCCCUUCUCAGACCCUGUGCAGUACCUAGAGGUCCUUGCCACGUGAGGGCCACCACUGCCCAGUGACUGAGCCUGUGCUGACCAGCGGACCCAGCGGCCAGGAGCGGAGGCAGGCUGGACCACCACGGGCCCAUCAGCUCGUCUUCAGCUCUGUUUGUCCCCUCCUAUCCACUCACACACCCCCUUAAAGUGCCUUUCCAUAUGUUGGUCUUGGGGUUGGCCUUUGUGGAUGGGCACCGGACAGAUGUGCCCGGCUGGAGCAAGGCCUUCUCCACCUCCUUCCCGUUCAGAGCGCUCUCCCCGACCUGUGGGGCUGGGGUGGAAGUGGGUUGAGCACAGUCAGGCCUGAGCUCCUCAGGGAGGAGCAGGUCUGGCGUCUCUGGCGUCACUGCUGGGUGCUGCAGACCCUGUUCCCAGCCCUGCCUCUCUACCUGUUCUGCGGAGCUGAGGCUGCGCCGGGGGUGCACCUGGGUCAGGAUGGAGCCCAGGGAGGACCCACUACCUGAGAUUGGGGGAAGGUGGAGGGUGGAAGGUAGAGGGGAAGGUGGGGCUUCCAGGCUGCUUGGCCCAGACUGGGCAGCGGCAGAAAAGGCCCACAGUGUCCACUGCGGGCUAUGCCCCCGCUGUCAUUCUCCUUCCAUAUCUGGCCCCAGAAGGAAACAGCUGGUGUGCUCAGAGGAGGACAGUUUGGGGAUGUGUGUAGAUAUGCGGGCAGGGCAGGAAAGCCACAAGGGGGGCGCAGCAGCCUGGGGCUCCCCCCGCCCCAGAGCAGACGGAGCAGGUGAAGGACAAAGGUGAGGAGACGCCACCUGCUGAGGAGUAGAGACCUUGGGCCCAGGGACACAGCCAGCUGGGGGGCCGUGCGAGCAGGAGUGGGGGCAAGGAGGCCCCCAUCCCACUCUCCUCCUUCCACUGCCCUCCGGGGUUGCCCUGGGCUCAGGGUGAGUGUGGGAUGUGGACCUGGACGGGCAGAUGGAAAACAAGGCCUAGUCGACCCUCUGGCUCCUGUGCACCUGCCGGCUCCAUCUGUGUGGAAAGCUCAGGAGCCUCCAAGACCCACCAGCUGCCUCAUCCUGAGUGGGAGGUGUCCAUUUGUCACACUCCUAUCUGAACCCCAAAGCCAGCACCUGUUCCCCAGCCUCUUUCCCCACGUGGGGCCUCAGGGCUCCAUGCCUCCGUCUUUCUGGGGGCCCCAGUCCUUGUGUGUCUGGGGACCGUUGUUCACUGACGUCACUGCACAGAGGGGCAGUGGGGGUAGCUGGGAGGCCCCCUGGGUUCCGGGUGCUGUCUUCUGCCCCACCAUGAAGCCCUGGCCUGGUCGGCUCAGCUCCUGUAAAUAAAGACCACAGCCCAGGCGGCGCCAACCACA